Molecule: messenger RNA, 1337 nt
Organism: Caenorhabditis sp. 36 PRJEB53466
Lineage: Eukaryota; Metazoa; Nematoda; Chromadorea; Rhabditida; Rhabditidae
Source: the annotation of a GenBank genome assembly
AUGAAAAUCUUCGGUUUUGGUAACAUUACAGUUUCUUUUCGAACAAAACCUUUUUUUUUGCAGAGUUAAUAAGCCACGCUUUCCAUUCGUUUUCGAUUCUGUUGCUCAGUGUGCUCUUGGUAUUAUGUGUCAGUUUUUCGUCGAAUUUCGGUAGUCCCUUCCAAAAAAAUCGCAAAUCUUUUGCAGGGAAAGAAAAAGAUCGAUGGACAGGUGGCGCCGGGGACGCCGACCGGCAAGACGGCGGUGGGCACGCAGAAGACGUUGAAAGAUUUAAAUGAGCCGCAGAAAUCGCAGACGAAUCUGGCGAAGAGCUCUACCGGAACGUCGAAGACCGACAAGAAGGGCGACGAUGACGAUGAAGGUAACUUUUUUUUGGAUUUUUUCUGAAUUUUGUGAAAGUUGUUUUGAAUUUAUAAGAAUUUUCGCUUUUCUUGUUGCUAUCCUCUCCUCGUUACAAAAUGGUGAAUUUUUCCAUAAAAACCCCUCUCGAUUUUACAUUGCGCUCACGAAUUUUUCUCAUAAAGCAAUACUUGUAGACGACGUGCAAUUCAACCUGAAACCGAACAAGCUGGAGGAGAAAAAGGACGAGUUCGACGACGACGAGGAGAAUCCGUUGGCGAAGAUUCCGUGCAAACCGCGCAACAAAAAGAAUCACGUGCCGCACGCGCCCGGAAAGGUAUGCAAACGCGUUCCGCCGAACCGGAAUUAUCGAUUGAUUUGCAGCCGUGCCCGGGCGGGCCGAACGUCGUCGGAAAAACGGGCGCCGCGCAGCAGCAGGCGAACGCGAAGACGAUCAUGAAGACGGAGGAGGAACAGAAUGUGGAGCGCCCGUUGCUCGGACCCAAUGAGAAACAGAUCGGGGUUUCAUGCUAUGUGAGCCUGCCAUUUUCACCUAUUUUGUGAGAAAUUUGGUGUUUUUCAGCAAUUCGAACCUUCCGGACAGCCUGCUGCAGCGGUUAGUUGAAAAAAUUGCAAAACGUCUCAAAAAAUCUUUUUUUUCAGAAGAAAAACCCUCGGAACGUGAAGCCUGAACAGGUACUCACCAUAUUCGACUCGUAAAAAUAUCAAUCGAUAAUCAAUCUUUAGCCCCGACCACCUCCAGCAGCGGCAGCACCUUCAGUAGCACCACGCACGGUCGCUCCGGUGACGCUCCUUCCGUCAGCCGAAACGCAGAAUAACAGAAGCACGCUCAGCAUGAAUCUGCGGAAAACUUGCACCAAAACUCAGGAAGUGUACGGUUUUCGCGGCGAGACCCACUGAAAAUAGGGAGAAUUUGCAGAGAGCCGGAAACUGCGAGCACUCUGAACAAGGAGCAACUGGAGAAGACGCAGAAUUGA